Messenger RNA from Ostrea edulis (European flat oyster), 4108 nucleotides. Its product is annotated as receptor-type tyrosine-protein phosphatase epsilon-like. The transcript is spliced from 27 exons. The coding region runs from base 81 to 3431 and encodes 1116 amino acids. The record is from RefSeq and is a predicted model, not a curated record. Gene Ontology annotation, molecular function: protein tyrosine phosphatase activity. Gene Ontology annotation, biological process: protein dephosphorylation. Lineage: Eukaryota; Metazoa; Mollusca; Bivalvia; Ostreida; Ostreidae.
GACGAGUUAUCCCAAUUGCAAUUCCUCUUCCUGGAUCGUAGUGAAUCUUUUCCGGACCAGCAGUGCAAUAACACAUUACAAUGGCUGGCCAGAUCACGGCCUUGUUGUGUUGUCUCUGUGAACGUGUCUACAUAAGGAAUGUUGCCUAUGCUUACGACAACAUUGCUUUAGGAAAAUAUGCACAGCAGCUGUAUCCAUAUAGUCGAUAUUUUUGGGGAGCAGAUCUAGCGGUAGACGGACAGAAAUCAGACUUAACUUCUUCAGGAGAACAGUGUACGAUAUCCACCAAUAAAGCGCGGACAGCGAAGUGGUGGGUGGAUCUAGGAAGUGUCCUCAGCAUACGUCACAUAACUAUAUACUAUAGGACGGACAAUUUAGUUUGGGAUUCCAAAAACGGUUACACUGCUCGAUUUCUUGGUUUCUCGGUAUACAUAUCGAAUACAACCAACAAAGAUGAUGGGGUACUGUGUUUUAAAGACACGAUGUACACCAGAGCCACAAUACCCAAUACGACAACCAUAACAUGUGCUAGACACGGACGUUACGUCAUUUAUUACAACGAGAGACUCCAGGAUGUCACUUAUCCUCCCGACUAUUCUACGUACGCAUUCAAUGAACUCUGUGAAUUUGAAGUUUAUGGUUGUCCAACAUCAGGUGUUUAUGGAGACAACUGUGAUAUACCGUGUCCCCAGAACUGUCAGGAGAGACACUGUGACAUCAUGAACGGAAGCUGUCUGGGGUGUAUUCCGGGAUACAAGGGGUCUUCCUGCCAACAUCCAUGUGAUAAUAAAAGAUACGGUCUGGAGUGUAAACAGAACUGUGGUAACUGUAUCUAUGGGGGACAGUGCAAUCACGUGAACGGAAGUUGUCCAAACGGAUGUGACGCCGGAGCUCAGGGAGAUAAAUGUGACGAAGCAUGUCCAGCAGGUCGCUACGGUUACAACUGCCAAGAGAGAUGUAACAUCAACUGUGGAGUCACUGAGAGAUGUGACAGAGUAUCAGGGCAGUGUCAGAAUGGAUGUCAGGCAGGGUGGAAAAAUCAGAAAUGUGAUUCAAAGUGUGAUGGUAAAACAUUUGGACUAGGCUGUUCUCAAUCGUGUGGAAUUUGCCUGGGUAAUGAACAAUGUCAUCACAUAGACGGCACGUGCACCAAUGGAUGUGACAGGGGUUAUGAAGGAAUCAAUUGUAAACAAGCUGAUCGCACUUCUGGUGUUUUCAGGGAAUGCGGCUGGAAGUCCUUUGGUUAUAACUGCAAUGAAACGUGCAGUAUGAGUUGUUCCAAUCAAACAUGUGACGCUAUGACUGGAUCAUGUCCACAGGUUCAGAAACAAGAAGAUGAAAAUUCCUUCGACAUCGCUCCGAUUAUAGGUGGAGUCGCGGCGGCUGUCAUUCUUUGCCUCGUUGUUGUCGUAGUUCUUGUCGUGUUCAGAAGAAUGAGAUCGACUAAAUCAAGAACUGAUCCACCUCCUCAAGCGAGACCUCCAACGGAAACAGCGGAAAAUUUAUAUCAGAACAACGACAAAGUAGGUCAAACUUUCACCAACAUCUACGAGAAUCUGGAUCCAAAAGAUAAGCUCAUCUCAAAACCGGAAAGGAAAUCAACUCCUGUCACAAACGCAAAGAAAUACGAAACCAAGGCUGAUUACGACACAGAUGACGAAGACGUAGAUAAUCCCUAUGGUGAUCUGUACAUAAAUGAAGAAACUAUUGCCGAUGUUCCCGUCAGUCAGCUAGAGAGCGUUAUUGCCGAAAAUAAGAAAGAUGAAGACGAUGGAUUUAAAAGAGAAUAUGCUAUGUUGCCAUACGGGGAACAACACCAGUGUGAUGCCGGAAAGCGACCCGAAAACGUGCCGAGAAACAGAUUUAAAACCACUUUCCCGUAUGAUCAUUCCAGAGUCAUUUUAAAUGGAGAUAAUGGAACAUCGUCUGACUAUAUCAACGCCAAUUACAUCAAUGGAACAGACGAAGAGAAUGAAUACAUAGCUUCACAAGGACCUAAACAAAACACCCUGGUGGAUUUCUGGGCGGUGAUAUGGCAGGACAAUGUUAGUCAGAUUGUGAUGUUGACAAAUCUUAAAGAGGGAGUCAAGAUAAAGUGUACACAGUACUGGCCAGAAGAAAUGAAAGCCAGAGCUUUUGGACAACUUGUGGUCAAAUCUGUGGAAGAGAAAAAAUAUGCGUUUUACGUCAUCAGAAAACUCUCCGUUUCACACAAAGAGCUCAAAAAGUCCCGCGUUGUCACACAAUAUCACUACACCUCCUGGCCGGAUCACGGGACUCCAGAUCCGCUCUGUUUGGUUGUUUUCCAUGACCACGUGACGAGGACAAAACCCAAUCAAAAUAAAGCACCGAUUGUUGUACAUUGCAGUGCCGGAAUAGGGCGGACUGGGACAUAUAUCGCCCUGGAUGCUUUGUAUAAAGCCGGGAAGGCGACGGGCAAAGUCAAUAUAGCGGAAUACGUGAAGACAAUGAGGGCAAAUCGAAUGAACAUGGUCCAAACCUAUGAACAAUACAUGACGGUGUUUCUUGCUCUGAACGAAUAUUUUAAAUCUGCUGUUGACACCCAGAGUCUUAAUCAGUUCAUGCAGAAGGCAGAAAAUUUGGCGGGAGACCAGCCAGCCAACCAGACGACAAUUAGGAAGGAGUUUGAGCUCUUGAUGAAAAUACGACCAAUGUACACGCCAACAGAUUAUAAAAUUGCUAGCCAACACAAUUCGAACAAAAACGGAUAUGAUUUAUUACCACUUGACAAGUACAGCUUAUAUCUAACAUCAUCGGUUGCAAAACGUGGAAACUUCAUCAAUGCCAUCCAUGUCCCUUCAUACACAGAUGAUAGGACCUUCAUAGUGACGAAUUAUCAAUCAGCAGAGGGCGCUGUGGACUUUCUUCGUCUGCUCAAUGACCAUGAAUCCAAUACCGUGAUCUGCAUGGAUCCGUUACGUGAAAUAAAAUCGUCAAAAGCAUGGUUUCCAGAUGCAGGUUCGACUAAAUCCUUGGCGCCUUUUGAGGUGCGUCAUCAGUCUGAAAAAAGCACAGAUGUUAAGAUCACCACAGCACAGAUUUCAAGAGAUGAGGAGACUCCUCAGCUUAUAACAAUAGUAGAACCACAAGGACCAGUGCAGUCUUCCGGAACUCCUCGUGACACUUCGUUUCUCCGAAACUUAGUGUCAUUUGCUCAGAAUCUCUCUACAGAAUACCCAAUCACUGUCGUCAGCAAAAAUGGCGCCAUACUGUGUGGUGUUUUCUGUUCGGUGUAUAACGUGAUACAACAGCUGAAGAUGGAUGACAAUAUUGACGUCUUUACAGCUGUACGACAACUGCAGACAAGGAGACCAGAAUUCUGUUCUACUCAAGACGAGUAUAUGUUGGUGUAUAGAGCUGUUUGUGACUAUAUCGAGGCUACAUCAGAAAACGUGUACUACAAUCAAUAGAGGAGGACGGGGCGUGCUGCGUUGUUUUAAUUUCUCAUUUUAUGUUAUCGUUGAUGAUUUGUCAUUUGAUAUUAACGUUUAGAAAUAGAUUGUUUUUAUCACCCUCCAUUGUAAUUUUAUAGUUUUUUACGAUUUCGUUGUUAUAUGUAUUUUAUAUUUUAAAAUGUUGAUGUGAAAGAGAUUGAGAAAAUAGGAACGAAUGUAAGAAGAUAAAUGAGAGAAACGUUUUUAUGGAAGAUAGGGUAGAGUACGUUCAAUAUUUAAUAUACAAGAUCAUGUAUAUUUCACAAUGAGUAUCACAUUAAUAUAUGAUAUAUUCCUAGGAGGAGUAAGCAUCCCCUGGCUAUAUGUAGUACGUUUAUAUGCCAAAAUGGCAAAAUAUUCAAUUGUGGAUUGAACAAAACAAUAUUUCAAUGAAUAUGAACAUUUGACUCUGGUGGAUUUAAACUCAGGAUGUGUGUUUCAGUCUCUCCUUUCUUUUAUCCACCGAGGAAAGAUGACAAACAAACAAAUCGAACGAUACAAUUAAUUCACAAAACAUUUAAAUCGCCGUCAUAUGAUGAUAUGUAUCAAAAUAUUCGUGUCAUGACCCACCAUAUUUGGUAAUUUUUUAAAACCAUUAUAUACUGUUUUGCAAAUACGUAUUUCGCCAAUAAAAAGAACUAUUACAAAUACGA